Messenger RNA from Neurospora hispaniola, 671 nucleotides. RefSeq lists its product as uncharacterized. The record is from RefSeq and is a predicted model, not a curated record. The coding region runs from base 204 to 671 and encodes 155 amino acids. The transcript has a single exon. NCBI's taxonomy places the organism in Eukaryota, Fungi, Ascomycota, Sordariomycetes, Sordariales, Sordariaceae.
GUACCGUUCUCGUGAUCCGAGCCAGAAAUAGCAGCGGCGGCAGACCUUCAUCAACACCUCGUGAGUAAAACGCAUACUUCAAAAUUCCCACCACUCCAUGACAUCGGACUCUGACCAAUAUUCCAUACCAUAGCAAGCAAGUACGCCAAGGUGCUCGUCGUCUACUGCCAAUACAAGUCACGGUCAACCUCGACGCCCCAACGAUGUCGGACAAUUCGAACACCCACAGCCUUCCGCUGUAUGCACUCGGAAGUUAUGGGAGUUCCGGAGCCAGUCACCAAACGCCAUUGCGGACGGGAUUCAUCUCGGUACGGCUUCAUAGGCCGUAUCGUGAUACCAGAAUCCUCAAAAUUCCUAGACCUGAGAGCUUUGAAGAGCUUCAAGUAAUGGCGUGCGAAAAAUGUGGGGUUCUUGCCCGACCUCGUGAGUUGGUAUUUUAUGUAAAGCACCGUACUCAAUUGGGGUCGGGCCAAUUUGGAUCUUUGAAUUGGGUCCGGCUUAAGGCAUGGAAUUGGGGGCGAUUCCGAGAUUCUCUAAGCAAUUCCGCGACUACCCCUACGCUCAAGAUUUUCUGGCAGCCCAGCCAGGCAACUUUGCGCGAUCUGCGUGACACUGCUGGGUAUUCUGACGACGACGAGUACGAAAGCUCGGACUUCGAUUCAUACACAUAA